AUGCGCGAGAUUAAGGACAAGGAACUACGCAAAAAACUUAUUAACAUGGGUUAUGCAUUGAUGGAGGCUACAUUUAACUACUAUCGCGGUAAAAUUCGAAGGACAGACAUUGAGGCCUCAUGCUGGAUAGACAACAUACCUAUGAAGAAGUGGUCUAGAGCAUAUGACGGAGGGCAACGUUGGGGACAUAUGACAACUAACUUGGCAGAAGCCAUGAACUCUGUACUGAAGGCAACACGAAACCUUCCAAUCACUGCAUUGCUCCAAUCUACAUACUAUCGCAUGGGUUCCCUCUUUGGUAAAAGAGGCCACCAAUUGACCAAAAUACUGGCUUCCUGCAGAGUUUUCACGGAUGGUUGCAACAAGGGAAUGACUGAUGAAGUAGCCAAGGAUAACGCACAUGAUGUCAUGCAAUUUGAUUGCGAAAGAUUCUAUUUCAUGGUGCAGGAAAAAAUUAAUCAGAAUGAUGGUCGUCCGACAGGUUCUUUCAUCGUUGACCUGAGGAAUCACUGGUGUGACUGUGGGAUAUUUUAA
Molecule: messenger RNA, 534 nt
Organism: Lathyrus sativus (Indian pea)
Lineage: Eukaryota; Viridiplantae; Streptophyta; Magnoliopsida; Fabales; Fabaceae
Source: the annotation of a GenBank genome assembly